AUGGGGGUAGAACGGGUGGGGAAGCCCCAGACCGCGUCGGAGGCGCUGACCGCGCUCUGUCCCCACAGGGUCCCGCGUUGCCGGCCGCAGGCCCCGCGCCGCCGGUACCCGCUGCCUGAUGGCCGGCCGGCCGUGCCGCUGUGCUUGCCCGCCGCCCGCUGGGAGGGCGGCUCCCCGCGCAGCGCGCCUUGGGCCCGCCGUGCCGGCCCGCUUCGCAGCCCCGUCACCGUGAGAAUCGCCCCGCCGGCUGCCGGCAUCGCCCGCUCACCGGCUCUAGAGCACCUGGUCUCGCCUCUGGCCUUCCCGGCCACCAGCAGCCCUGACCCGUGCGCGAAGGAGACUGUGCUGAAUGCCAUCAGGGAGAACAGGAAAAGGGCUGUGGAGGAAGAGGAGGAGGAGGACCAGACUUUUGGGAAUGAUCAGGAGAGCAAAAGAAGGCGCCAUGACAGCAGUGGAAGUGGGCAGUCAGCAUUUGAGCCACUGGUAGCCAAUGGUGCCCCUGCUUCUCUCAUACCCAAGCCAGGCUCUCUGAAGAGGGGCCUUAUCUCACAGUGCCCCGAUGACUGCUCCAACAAGAGGUCUCGCACCUCCUCCAUGAGCUCCCUCAACAACACCUAUGCUGGUGGGAUCCCCAGCUCCAUCCGCAACGCCAUUGCCAGCUCCUACAGCUCCAGCCGGGGCCUCACACAGCUGUGGAAGAGAAGUGGUGUGAGCAUGUCCCCUCUGUCCAGCCCAGCGUCCUCCCGCCCCCAGACACCAGAGUGGCCUCUCAAGAAAGCCAGGGAAGAGGAGUCACAUCAUUCCAACGCUUCCACCCCAGUGAAAUCAGACAAGGAGCUGCAGACAGAGAAAGUGGUGGAGUCACCGGUGUGGAAGAAGCAGAAUUCCUUGAGCCCGCCAUCUGCACUGGGGAGCAGUGGGAAGCGCAAACGGAAGAUCCCGUUGCUGUCAUCUCUCCGUGGGGACCAGCUGGUGCUGCCCCCGCCACCUCAGCUGGGCUACUCCAUCACCUCAGAGGACCUGGACGCAGAGAAGAAGGCAGUGCUGCAGUGGUUCAACAGUGUCUUGGAGGAUAAGGCUGAUGUAGUGACCAGCACCGCUUCAGCGAUGAUGUCUGUGUCCAAGCCGCUGGUGUUUGCUGUGACCUCUCCUGGGCCUAUGCCUGCCUCCACAGCUCCUGCUCCGGCCAGCUCCUCACUCCUAGACAGCCUGAAGAAGAUGCAGAGCGGCCAAGCUGUAUCCACAGCACCAGACUCCGCUGGAAUUGCAGCAGUAUCCCAGCCACCUCCGUCAGCUGCACAGCCACCUGCUCCUGCUGUGUCAUUGGAGUCGAGCUCUCUGCCUUCCAUCUCUGCUGAUACCAAGCCUGUGCCUGUAUUGAGCACACCUGGCCCCAGUGCUCCCCCUGCCCUGGCGGUGCAACCCCCCAGCAGCCUGGCGCCUGCUGUGUUCACUGAGCUGGGCCAGACCCCCAGCAAGCCUCCCUCCUUCCCAAAGCCAAGCAUCCUGUUUGGGAUGGUGAGCACUGCUCCAGCCAGCCAGCCAGCACUGACUGCGGCCACUGCCGUGCCCACCAUGGCCGCUGCUGCACCCACUGCAUCCACUGCUGUGCCCACCACGGCCACUGCCAUGCCCACCACAACCCCCGUCUUCAAACCCAUCUUUGGUGCUGUGCCGAAGAGUGAGAAUGCAGCAGUCUGCACGGCUGUCACUUCCAUCACAGCCACCGUGUCUGCAAGCUCAGGCCCUGUCUCAACAUCCUCCACAUCCUCCAUAUUCAAGCCCAUCUUUGGCAGCAUCACUGCAGCUUCAUCUCCAACGAAAGUCUCUCCUUUUGCCUUCAAACCCACUGCACAGCCAGCCUCAGAGCCUCCAGCUGCCUCCACAGCUACUCUGGCAGGAUUCACAGGUCUUCCCAGCGUCAUCUUCACCACUGCAGCGACAACUGCCACCACCCAGAGUUCCUCCACAGAUGCCACCAUUAAACCUGUCUUCAGCUUUGGACUGAAUCCGCCUGGGUCCACUGGCCCUGCCCCCAGUGUGACUGUCACCGCUGCCACCUCCACCAGCACAACACAGCCCUUGCUGUUUGGGGGCCUCACCAGCUCUGCUCCCAGCACAGAAGCCAGCUUUGCCACCUCAGGGCCUGUGUUCCAGUUUGGGAAGCCGCCUCCAGCUACAGCCACUGCCACCACCAGUGUCCCAGGAGGCCCUGCCUUUGGCCAGGUACCUACAAACUCAAUAGCUGCUACCACCACUGUGGGCUUUAGCAUAUUUGGGAGCACUACACUGACCUCCUCUGCCCCAGCCACCACAGCUCAAGCACCGCUGACAUUCGGCUCCUCCGUUUCAGCUUUUGGCAGCUUUUCAGCCAGCACAAAGCCACCACCACCAUACACAGGCACUGGGAGCCAGCUCACCUUCAGCACUGGGGCUGCUGAGAGCCAGGUGCCUGCCAGCAAGCCUGCUGCUGGCCCCAUCAGCUUCACCCCCUCAUUCAGCUUUGGAGCUCCCCCAGCACAGUCAGUGGCUCAGCCAGCAUUUGGCAGUGGUGCCCUGCCAGCCUUCGGCACAACUAGUGCCCAGGGCUCCUUUGGCACCAGCAGCACCCAGGCAGCAUUCGGGACCACCACCUCGGUGUUCUCUUUUGGAACAGCCACCUCCACCACAUCCAGCUUUGGUGCCACCACCCAGACUACAAGCAGCAGCACCAGUGCCACUGUCUUUGGCACCACCCCAUCUCCAUUCACCUUCGGGGCCACCACCCAGCCAGGCCCCUCCACCAGCGCCUUUGGGAUGGGUACGCCGGGCCUGAGCACUGGGUCUCCGGCUGUGGCCUUCAGCUUUGGGGCUGGGCAGAGCGGGGCAGCCCCGGCAGUGACGCCCUUUGGCUCAUCUCUGCCACAGAGUGCCCUGGGAGUACAGGGCCAGAGCACGCCCUUUGCCUUCACCAUGACCAGCACUCCCAACAGCAAGCCUGCAUUUGGAGGAGCUCCAGUGCCCACCUUUGGGCAGGGCACACCUGUCCCUGGAGCUGUGGGCAGUGGAAGCAGCACCCUUUCCUUCAGGACACCCAGCACUCCUGCCUCGAGCUUCGGAGGGGUCGGCACUUCCUUUGGUUCAUCCACUCCCACCUUUUCCAUCGGGGCAGGAUCCAAGAUGGGCACUCGACAACGGCUGCAGGCACGGAGACAGCACACCCGCAAAAAGUAACCCGAGUGCUGCUGGGCUCCACUGGCCCACAUGUGGGGGGCUCUGGCCUGGAGCUGUCCCUAUGGUGGGACCAGGCCCCAUCCCUGACACCCACCAGAGACCAUGCUGGGACGGGAUAAACCAAACUCUUGUUACUUGAACAGUUCCAGAGCCAAGGCUGGACAAAUCUCUGUACAUAUCCGCAAUGUUCUUUCCCUCAAUUUGUUUUGCCUUGUUUAAUAAUGUGUACGUUUCCCCCAUUUGCUUCUAGCUGUUUCUGUGGCCCUGCCCAGCCCUCAGCCAGCCCCAAGGCCAUGUCCUGCUCAGAGCCUGGCUGGCAACAUGGUUCCGAGCUGCUGUCAGACACGGCCUUCACCAGGUCCUGAAAUGUUUCCCAUUGUUCAACCCGUGGCUGGUGAACAUGGUCCCAUGCCUACAGGCAGGGCGGGUUCCAGCCUGGCUCUGUUUUGUGCCCCAAGUGACUGGCAUGGGUGCAGCUGGGUGAUAUCCCUUGCUGGGACCUAAUGUCCUGCUACCUCCAGCUGAGGACAUGCCAUAGCCCGGGACCUGGGCUGGAGGCACAGGGUGGUGAGGAUGGGGGUUCCCCCACCCCUGUUCCGUCUCCACUACUCCCUGGGCCUGUGGGCUGCCCCCACCCUACUCCCCAGUUCUGCUUUAUCCAUGCUUCUGUUCCUGCACUCACUGAAUCGAGUUUGGAGGAAGAACUGAACCGUGUGUGUGGCGGCAUGUUGGUUAUGCCGGAUUUGCUGUUUGGAGUUUUUUUGGGGGGGCACCAGUCCUUGGGGGGAGACGUGCCCCGGCUAAUUGGGUGUUGACAGUAGCAUCACUGCGUGGCUGCUCGUGCUGGGGAGUUGUCCCUUCCAUGUCUGUGACUGAAAGGCAGCUAGGACAGGGGGUUCCAACCAUGGCAGUCACUCCCUCCCUUUCCCUCUCUCCUAGUUCCUCUUCUGCACUUCAGGGGGCUCUGGAAUUUCUGUGAGCAAUUGCUCACAGAAAGAGUCCAGAGCAGAUGCAUUCUCCCUCCCAUCCCAAAGCCAAGUGGUUUUUCAUUUUUCAGUUCAUGUCCAUCCCAGUGAGUUUUACUGGCUCCUAGGAACUGUGGUGCUGCCUCCCCUGUCCCCAUCCAGUCAGGAGUGGGAAUCCCACUCUUCUCUGCCUUGGAGCUUCUGUGGGAAGAGACUGCCAGAGCUGGGGGUCGCCAAAGAGUCACCCCAGCCCUGUCCCUGGUGAGGGAUGGGCACUCCAUUCCCAGGAAUGCUUUGCUGCCGGGUUUUUACUCUCUGAGCCGUGUGAGUGUGUGUGUUUGCUGAGGUCUAAAUUUAAAAAAAA
Messenger RNA from Sturnus vulgaris (Common starling), 4542 nucleotides. RefSeq names its product nuclear envelope pore membrane protein POM 121-like. Gene Ontology annotation, molecular function: structural constituent of nuclear pore. Lineage: Eukaryota; Metazoa; Chordata; Aves; Passeriformes; Sturnidae. The record is from RefSeq and is a predicted model, not a curated record. Gene Ontology annotation, biological process: protein import into nucleus; RNA export from nucleus. Gene Ontology annotation, cellular component: nuclear pore.